AUGUCCGCCGGCGUUCCCCACCGGUUCAAGACCUAUGAGGAUGUGAGACGAUACUUUGAGCAGCUGAGGCGUCAGUCGCGGCAUGAGCCGAAGCCAACUGUGGAUUCACAGGUGCCCGCAUACAUGCUGCGACUCCAGGAGCGACAUGCAAGAGAAUGGAGCAACUUCAGCCAGUUCCAGGAGGCGGCAGCUGAACGCAGACUGGGGCCAAUCACUGCCAUCCGUCAUCACAGGCUCCAAGGUUAGUGUAGAGUAUCAACCUGAAAUUACGAACUUGGAACCCGUGGUUCGGAAACAUAGCCCAGAUUAAUCGAACAUUAAUAGAAGGAGGAAAUGGGACCCUCGAAGAUUGGCGAAAAUUGGGCGUAAGAUAGAACAUUUUCGGCAGCAGCAGAGGCAAUAAGUACUUGACAGCUCAUUUAAUUUGCAUACAGUCAGUGCGCAUCCUAGUCUUUCUGGAGAAGAACAAAGGACUAUCUUCUUCGGAAAAAAGGUGCACUUAUUUGGUAUUCGGAUACUUACUGGAGUUCGUAAUCGAAGCUCGAAAAAUGGCUUGGGACUGCUGUCUAGUCGCAAGAAUAUGGUUUCGACUGGUCAUUGGUUAGUUGGGUUUGUGGGUGGUUAUAAACUGUCUGGUACAUAACAGGACAUAAUCCAUGAGUUGAUAUCUGAGGGUACGGAGCCCUACUUUUGGCUGGACGACGCAAAUAAACAAGCGAACAGCUUGAAUCGCUUAAUAAUAAAACGGAUCACGGCUCCGGGAAGUCAUAUGAAUAUGCUUUCAUUUCCGGAGACCAACUCUCCUCUUCUUCCUCUUCCUCUCUUUUUACUUGUCUUUUGUACCCCCUGUAUUCUUGAUCUGCUUUCUCCUUUGUUUCUGAACUAAGUCUCAUGGCACAAAGUCAGAUUUACUUCUUUUCCUCCUCAAAAUGUCCAGGUUUUUGCUUAGCACCAAUUAAGAAGUCCGUAAGCAGAAAUGGAAGCCACCGCUUAGGUGGCAGACUUCCAUGCCAGCAUCGAUCCCAGGAGGUAAUUCCUGCUCCCAAAAUCUCUGACAGAUGUGACUAUAGGGUACACCGUGUAGGGGCUCUGUCUUACCGGCAAAACAUGAGUUCUUAGCGUGCUCUAUGACCCAGUUAAUUAGACAAUCUACAAAUGUUUUCCACUGAGUGAACCUCCAGUUCAAUAUGUAUUUUGGGUACCCUUUUAUAGGGCUAAUACCCAGCAUAGCCUGGUAGCUUUUCUUUUCCACGGCCGAGGGAGAUAACAAAAUUUCGAGACUGAAGAAAUCCUGCAGGGUUUCCAUAAGCAGUAAAUUUAAACGCCCCGAUAUUAUGUCCUGUCCAUUUGACUAAACUUUGACCAUGAAGUCCAUGGUGCUGACCUAGACACUUUAUAACAGUAAGGAGAGGAGGUUUACUAAAAAGCAAAGAAUUGAAACAGCAAUCUUGUGGUUAUGCGACAAAGUUAACGGCGAAAGGUGCAAAGACGGUGACUUCAAUUCUGUUCAUUUGCUCCUGAGUCAAAUGAUUUUUCACUGCUAAGAAAUAUGCCUAAUUGUAGUCCCACAAAUAUCCGCACGGAUCUACGUGGCAUCUACACGCUCACCAUACAGUCACCAUACAUAUUCUGGUUGCCAUUUAAUGAAAUGACAGUUUGCUCAGAUUCCUGUUGUGCCAGUCGUUAGGACAUGUAAUUCGGACCGUAAAAUCAGAGAAGGCGAACACUUUCUCCGACUCGUAAGUUCGACGGACCACGUGUGCAAGGGAAUAAACGAAUUAAUCUUUUUCGGACCCUGAGAGGGAAAGUAUUCUGAAACCGACCUCCACAAGAUGCGUCUUGGAAAUUUGAUGAAUGCUAAAAAUCAGAAUGAGUGGUAUCACAUAACAUGAUAGCAAUACGUACAAAUGGACAACUUAUGCAUAAAUAAGGUAUGAACUCUGAAGGAUCUACCAUUCUGAAAGCACAGGUAUUAGAUUAAUUCUCAGACAUGCGUGUUUCGCCAUUCUUGCGUUUUUGUAUGACGCAACUGCGGGGGCUUCGGCUCAUCAGCGCGUCUCCCAGCGUUCCGCAUGGGUUUUCUGUUGGAACCAUCAGUUAAACUGCUACCGUCAGUAAUUCCUACAAAAAUUAGUGCACAUUGACUUCAGAGGAAACUAAAAAGGGCGGUAAAGUAUGAACUCACUCAUAGUAGAUGUGCUAACUCAUGAAAUGUUUGUCAAAAUUGCAAAAUACGUUUUCGACUCGAAAAAAUUACAUGAAUAAGGUUUUAAUAUAAAUCGCCGCGCAGCAUAAUCCCAAGAUUUUUCAGUUAACUCGAGAUGCCGGCUUUUGAAAGCGUUUGCUUCCCGUCGUCAACAUAAACCAUGUUUCGUAAAUAAUGGCUACUUAAGUAGCCCAAAUUUUCUCAUUGAUUUUCGAUGCCCUUAUAAAUUCAAAUAUACUUCAUAGGAAACAUGCAAGAAAAUAUUCGUUAUUUUCUUAAUUCGGUAGAAAAUUGCUUCUUCUUCAGACUCCGUACCUGAAGCUGGGGUAUAAUUCAGUUUUAAAAAAUUUCUAGUUAUGAGAUUUGGUACGGAUCGGUUACGUUGUCCUGACCCCAAGUGUAAGCGCGAUGCUGACACUGCGAGUAACUGUGGGCCGAAGGAGGAUCCUGAAAUAAUUAACGGGAAAGUAGAAAAAGCUAAGGGUUACUUUUGGGGUCUUAGCUAGUGCCAGAACGAUAAUUGAGUUUAGGGUUAGAGUUUGUGUUAAGUUUAAGGGUUCCGGUUAGAGUUAAGGUUUGGAUUGCAGUUUAGGUUUAUGUUUAGUUUUGAGGUUAGAUUCAGGGUUAGUAUUAGAAUUAAGGCAGGGCUACAGUUAAGGUUGGGGUUAGGGUUAGGGUUUGGGUCAUGGUUAAAGUUAGGGUAAAUGCUAGGGUUAGUAUUCGGGUCAGGGUUAGUAUUAGGCUUAGGGUUGUGUUAAGGUUUGUGGUUGGUUUAGGCAUAGGUCUAGUGUCAAGAUUUCGGUGAGCGUCAGGUUUAUAGUUACGCUAGGGAUAGGGUUUACUUUUGGGGUUACGGUUAGGUUUACCGUAAGGUUCAGGGUACUGAACCCCGUGUGUCCUUUCAGCCAGACCGUUUGCGAGGAUUCGACGCUUCCUUCAAUCUUGCGGCAGAUGUGUCAUACAUCAGGUUGCCUUUUCCGUCUCAGCCUCAGCUACUUUGCCCACCAACGAUUUCAGCCUGCCCCUUCGACUAACUUUACUUUCAAUGCCCACAUUGCUCUUACAUUUAGGGGCAAGGUGGUGUAGCCGACCCUUGCCCGAAAUUUUUUAAGACCGUGAAAUGCUCAUUCAUAAAACACCGCGUCUCUCCAUUUACCAGUGUUGCUUGUAAAGUUUACAUUGUGACCCAAACCCACUGCUUGAUCUUAUGAACCACCUAAGGUAUCCUUUUAAUAGCGUAUAGAAAAGUAUGAUUUUCCGUAAAUGGAAAAUAAAUAGCUUGUAGUUCGGAAACCCUGAAUGCAAGCAUAACGCAAGUCGAGUUCAAAAUUACUCAGGUAUUAGAAAACUUGUUAGAGCUGAAUUCUACUCCCCCUUCAAGUACGGAGUGUGAAGAAGACGUAGUUUUCUACCAAAGAAAUAAAAGCGAAUAUUUUCGUGCAUGUUUUCUGUGAAGUAUAUUUGAAUUUAUAAGGACAUCGAAAAUCAAUGAGAAAAUUCGGGCUACUUAAGUAGCCAUUAUUUACGAAGCACAGUUUAUGUUGACGACCGGAAUGAAGGGCGUUCAAAAGCCGGCAUCCCGAGGUAACUGAAAUAUCUUGGGGUUAUGCUGUACGGCGAUUAAUAUUAAAACCUUAUUCAUGUAAUUUUUUCGAGUCGAAAACGUAUUUUGCAAUUUUGGCAAACAUUUCAUGAGUUAACACAGCUACUGUACUAGUUACUACUGUCAGGCAGCGCAUGGGGUGCAUUAGAAACAUGAGGGAUUAUUUCAGAUUGAACAUCACAACUUCUGUUGAUGAGAUGGGAAAACUUCUCAGAGAAGAUUUCUGGUAGGAGCAUAUUUAUGCCAAACAGUGGACAAUCAAAGCGUUGAAAAAUCUUGUUAUUCAAUUAUCAAAUCAAAUUAACAAAUCUGGGGACAACUGGACUGUACAAACUUAUCGAAGGCAGGUUAAUAAGAGUUAGAGCUAGGCUAUUAAGUGAUCACCAAUACUCAAAGUCCGGGUAACACCUUAUACCCAGAUGCCCCCGGAAAGUUUGCAGACCUCAGUGUUUCAAAUGGAUCAAUUAUUAGUCAUACUAAGCAAAAGCUUCGCUCUUGAAGUUCAAAUUUUCUGUUACAGUAAGAUCCAAGUGGCCGAAUGAGCCGAAAACAGCGAUAACAAUUUUAGUAAAAAUGGAUAUAUUAAACUGUCACGUUUGUGAUUAAAAGUUUUCUAUAAUUUGCGUUCCCUGAACUGAAUAAAUAACACUCAGAGAACAUUUGAGGACAUUCAGUGGUUAAUUCUCUAGAUGGUGACUGAUAAGCUGUUGUAACAGGGUUUUAUUUGCCAAAGCUUUCGGACUUGUUCAAGAUAUCACUAUCAGACACACCUAAAACCGACAACAACCUCAUCGUUCUUAAUCCGCUCUAUAUCUGUCAGUGGACACCUCCUAGACAAACAACAAAGACUCAAAAAAUCGAUUAAUUGUCAUUUGUUUUCCAAAGACGUUUAGACUAGCAUUUUCUCCAUAGUCCUGUGCACAAUUUGGAAUUUUAAUAUGCAAUGUUUGGUCACUUGAAACUUCUCUAAUAAAACAAACUAUGAUCAGCGAGUUUCAGAAGUGAAAAAUCACUUCACUCAAACAUUUGUUCCACGAAAAAACCAGGCAGGUGUGUUCCAGACAUAGUUGCACCAACUUUUGACGAAUGACUCUCCCUAGUUGCUGCUCAUAGUCUUGAAAAGUUCAAAUCUGGCCGCUUUUAUGUGCAUCAAUUCGGACUCUCCGCAUGAAGUGAAACCUAUAAAGCAUGUUACAAUUAACAAAAAGUUCUGCUUAGCUCGGGAAAAAUUCGCUUACAUUGCCAAAACAGGCAAAUAAAAUAUUGCUAACCCUAAAUAAAAAGGAUUAAAAUGAGCGGAAGCCAUUACCGAUCGCUAGUCAAGAACCAGUAUGCCUAAAGUGAAAACGGAAAUUUAUGAGAUAGCGUAUAUUGCGACUGAACAGUUAAACUGUAACUUAAGCAUUGAAGGAAACACGAAGAUGCCUUAUUGAACCACAUCUCAAUCAUUUCUAAAGCGGAGAGAAUGCCACGAGUCCACGGGAAACCGUUUUGGAAUCCAUACUCAGAGCGUAGGCUGUUGGCAAACUGCCAAAUCUGAAAUGACACAAACUCUUAAAGUAUAUUUAAAUGCGGAGUUCACUAAAAUAUUACUUUCAGAGGUCAUUACAUUUGUGCUGCCACAUAUACUCAGUGUUUUGCAUGGAAAGGCUUUAUGUACGCAGUAAACUGAAGUUUACCCAAUUACAACCAAAUUUUGGCCUUUUCGGGAUUUUCCGCUUUUCCAGAAAACUUGGUAUUUCUAACAAGCAUAAAAUUGUAUUUAGCAUUUCUUUUACGUUUUUAAUCGCCUUAAAGUCAUUGUUAAUUAACGUAGAUAUUGGGUCCACGCAUGGAUGUCGUUUUGCGAUUGAUUAGCAAUCAUUAGUAAGUUUCGACAGCUUUGAUGUGUUAAGUCCUAUGCUGUAUAUAUGAGAAGAUAGUGGGGACGCAAAUAAAAGCGAGGGCCGAGCAGUUCUUGCUGUUGUUUGGGUUGUUUUAGCAACGCCAAAGGAACAAACAGGAUGUCAGUGAAGAGUUCGUGGUGAAGUAAUAAGCCUUUUUAUAGCAGGCUUGAAAUCAUAUCUUCAAAUAAAGUUAUCCUUUUGCAUUGUGUGUGUGUGUGUACUACGCUCUACACCAGCGAAGAGGUUUUCAGCCUAUGCGUACAAACGGUCAGCGGUCUGAACAAAACUGAUAGUGAGGUCCAUGCUGAGAUAGGUGACUAGAAAUUAAGAUGUAGAUUGCAUGUACGAUCGUAUACAUACCAGAAAAGUCCGUGAGUAGCGGCUUUAUGCCAGAAGAUGGCCGUUUGUUCCGACAAAGAGGGCAUCUGCAGUUUCAAAGAAUUCCGGAAACGUUAAUUGACACUAACGCUUUUAGUGUACGCAAUCGAUCGAAGGAACAGACAAUUUUGCUUUUUAGUUAUUGAAGAUAUGCUCGUUAGGAGGACUCUGAAUGUUCUCACCGACUCAGCGUACCUUUGAGGAGAGCUUUUCCGCAUUUACCAGUCUGAGCAUUAUUUUUGGACUAAAACAUCUUUGACAAAUAAAGCAGACUUUAACAUUGCAGGUUUACGACGAAUAUGCUCCAGAUCGCAAAAUACCUGCCCUCUCGUAACGUUCAUGCUGAAGAGGCUUUGCUAUGGCGUUACACAGACGAAGAGUGAUGUCUUACACUUUGUUCGAAGUAAAAGAAGACACAGUAGACAAAAACCCGUUGUUCUGCUUGCCAAAAGGUCGUUUGAGUUCUUAUUUCUCCUAAACCACACUUUCUGCUAGAGAUAGUAGUGGCAAAGAAUUUGAGAUACUUGCUUGUCAAGGUCUUGGAAACAAUUUGAAUUGAACGCGGCAAUACGGACCCCCGUACUACAAAUGGCCUGGCGUUAAAUUCCAGGGGAUACUUAUUCUAGUGUCCUAACCUUAACUCUAACCCUCUAAAGCCUUAUCCUGGCAUUAACACUAAAUCCAGCCCCCCUGGAAUUUAGGAUAAGAGCAUCUGCAGUAGGUGGGGCAUGUUCCGUCCCUAGCCGCAAUUCGAUACUUCUUUGAAUUCUUUCGUGAGGCUAGGUAUUUGCAGAGUCUGGGUUUCCUGCAAAGUACGCUAAAGUGCUUAAGUAGCGGUCAGCUGUAAGCGCUCUUCAACAAGGUUAUAGUACCUUGGUCUCACGUUAGUUCAUACACCAUAGCAUACUGGUCCGCUGCCAUUCAUUUAUGUAAGGUGACAUAUAAAACUCCCUUUGGAAAAUUCGUCAUUUAGUAUGAGUUCCAGUUAGUUACAAAGUUCUUUCCAGUCUCUGCGGGAACAGGUAACAAAUUUGACCCUUGAAGAACACAAUGCCAACUUCAGAUAGCGUGCUUAAAAGUGCAUCAAUAUGAUUCCUAAAAUUGCACUAAUUCCCCUGUUUUUUUUGAACCACUGUUGGUUUUUAACCUGCCUAGUAUGCAAGAGUCCCUUGAGAAAUCCUCUUAACGGUCGUAGAAUGCCACAAGGGUGCUUAAGAAGUUCAGAUUAGGCUCCAGUUAUGCGAACUUCGGGUAUAAAAUACGUGGGGAUCAAAAUACUCCUUUGUCUGAGGAAAGUAUUUUCCAAAACCGGAGAUGGUGAAGGCGAAUUGGGUUCAUUAUGUGGAUAGAGUUUGACAAGGUAUUGCCAUUCACCUAACUGACAAGCACAGUGAAAAAGCAUAUAAUUACAUCAUAAGGUCUACCACCGUGUCUAACGCCAGAUCAGAGAAAAUGAAUUUUAGCCACACGUCGGAAUAUGCAUAAAAUAUUUCUGGAGCGGUUUCAGCUUAGACGCAAAUGCCACGUGGGGAAACUGGUCAGCUACCUACUCUGACUGAAAACGGGAAGUGACAUCUCUAUUUGCCUUGGAGCUUUGCGUCCAGAGCCUUAACAUGGGGUGGCAAAGAAACUCGCUCUCAUUAAGAAGGAAAUUCUGCGAACAAGCACGACAAAGCCUGUCGAUUGGAGACAAAAAGGUCUGAAGACUCAUCUGAUGGAAAUGCACAAACGUCAGCUGGAUUUUGUAGAAGCUGUUUUUCAGUAAAUGUCCCCCCGGGGUUUCAAACAUCCAAUUCGGAGACAAGGGUAAGGGUCGAGGAGGAUCGGCUGAAUACCAAAUUCUUUAAUAUAAGUCGUUGAGUGAGAAAACGAUAAACAAAUGUAAUUUUACAAACAUAUUUCGAAGUUUGGGUGAACAAACUACGAUAGAGUAUCUAAGUCAUGAAAAAUUGCGAAAUUUACGAAUAAUUGUUAAUCGUUCGCAAACCGAUAUACAUACGUGCGCCCAAUAUCUGUGUUAAUAAUUAACAACUCCAAAAUAAUUAAAAACAUAAAAGAAAUGUUAAAGAUAAUUUUGCGUUGUUUAGAAAGACCAACUUAAGGAUUGUGGGCGUCUGCAAUGCCGUGAUCAGCAAACCAUGGCCCUCGCAGUCUGGUGUGCACUGACAGUUCUAUGGUAUCUGGUUCCCAGCCGGUAGAUAUGCUUGCGUUCCCGCUGGGUACACAGGUCGUGUGCAUAGUUCCCCAGUAAUCCUUUACUUUCUGAUCGGUUGUUGGUUAGAAUCCUGUCAAGUGUUUGUUAUGGACUACAGGGUGUGGUGGUAGUCUAGGUGCGAGUCCGGCCGCGCCGUUCACCUGCGCCCUGUCCCGCCUCCAGUCUUCUUGACUAUGUCUUGACACCGAGCCCAGGCGGGGAAGAGAGAGUGCAGCAGAUGCAGUGCAAGUCUACUCUCACUAUAAACCAAUUCACGCACAAGUCACCGUGCCUACCCCAUCUUGCUGUGUAGCAAACGCUGGACGUCGCCGGUUGUGACGGUCGAGUUGUAAGAAAUACCGAUUUUUGUUAAAAAGGCAGAAAGUUUCAAAAACGCCAAAUAUUGUCGUAAUUGCGUAAACUUCGGUCAGAUAUGUAUAGAAAUCCCGUCCAUGCAAAACACCCAGCACAAACAAUAUAACCUCUGAAGAUCAUCUUUCAGUGGAGUCUACAAUUAAACAUUUCAGUUAUGGCGGUUUGUCAGCAGCCUACAUUCUGAGUAUAGAUUCCAAAACGGUCUUCGAAGGAAUCGUUCUAUUAUGUACGUUUUUGAGUUGAUUGAAGUGCCGUUCAAUAAGACAAAUAGAACUUUGCUUGAUUUCGCCCAUAGAAACGUCAUGGGAACAGAAGUUUUCACAAGGGCACAUGUUGCCAGGCGGGCCAGGGAUAAACAUUUAAAUAUAAUUGACAAGCGUUAGCGUAAACAUACCGUUUUGUGUAUAUAAGGAGAACUUUUCAUUUCGUGAAAUUAAUUUGCACUUUUCGUUUUUUCCGAAUUACGUUGAGUUUAAGGUCGGUCUUGAAAUAUCGCUGGAUAUCUCAGGAUUUGCAAUGUUUCAACUGAUUGUCCAUAAAGACAGAUUCUGUUUGCUAAAACCUUUAAAAUAAGAUACUUCUUCAGAGUCUUCAACGAAUUACUGAGUGUCUGAGCGUCCUUUUGCAUGUAGGUGGUCGUUUGGGUCACAUGUACAGACUUGCUCAAACACGAAACCUCAUCGUCGAAUAAAAUGAAAGUUCACAGCAAGAGUUGGAAAAGAACAUGUUUCCGAUCAAUGAGAAAGCCCUUUUUAAUAAGUUGCCCUUUUAAGUUGACGGAUGUCUGUGUACUUAGCACUUUUGCAAGAUGGAACCAAGAAGAAAAUUCUUCACUUCUGGUCGUAUUUUUAUGUUGGCAAAAAUACUGAUAUGUUUCUAUCGCAAACAGAAGAACAUACACUUCUCUUGAUAUUGUGUCCCUUUCCACUAUUUCUGCUCACUGUUAGACUCCGUUCUACGAUUAGGAAUUUACGGCGAAGUCGCCAUAUAAAUACUGACGUUUUGUUGAGACUGUUAACGUUUUGUUCGUUCCACUUCUGAAUUGCGCGCAUACAGAAAGUAGACGCAGGGAAAGCAAGGUUUCGUGUGUUUAAGGGCGAAAAUGACUAUUCAGUGAUAAUCAUUUUGGUGUCGAAACAUAGAAUUUUCCGAACCGAAAACAUUUUUGGCCCAUUUAAACGGAGGCUUGACUGUGUGCGUUAUUACUGCACUUUAGGGCAGUAAAUCGCACAUAAAUCGCAGUAAAUUGCCAAUCCGACCUUUUAAAAUCGAAAAAACGCCAGGUUCUCUAAAACUAGCCCGAUGUUAGCAGACUAAUACCCACGGUUAGUAUCGGACAAAAAAUUGGUCCUCAACUGCGCUAAGCUCUGUUUAGUAAAACUCUUGAGGAUAAAUUACUCUCCUCUCAAAGAAAAAAACACAAUCAGAUGGGCAACCGAAGUCUAGGGUAAGUAUUAGUACAGGAAAUUGCCCGAAUACAUCUGAGUCUUCAUUUUCGUUCAAAUUUAUGAACACUUUGUGCGGUAAAAUUAUGUGGACAUAUUUUAUACACAAGAAAAGGACACUUCCUUGAAGUAGCUUAACUAGCGAGCAAAAUGCGCAAUGUUUAAUAUGCCCGAAAAUUCUCAUCUCGGUGCCUAAAAGUAAAUUUGGAAUUGUAGUCCCACGCUGCACCCAGAUAUUUUGUUCCGAUUAUCUCCAUAAACAGGCAUUUUCAUUCGAACGGAAUCAGGUUGUCUUACCUGCUCGUGCACUGUAAGCCGCCCUGACUUCUUACGUUAAACGAAGUUUCCUUGAUAUAAAGUAGAUGGCCUUUCUCGUGACAUGCUAACGGAAACUCUAAAACGUGUUUUCAGUCGGAAAGUAGCAGUCAGACGGAAGUGUUAUAUUGAUUAUUAUGUCGUAUGACCCCAAGAUAUUUCAGUCAUGUCAGGAUGUCGGCUUUUGAUUGUGUUUUUGUCCGACCGCAGGCGAAAACCAAACAUGGUGAAAAUGACUAACUAGGUAGUAUGAAUUUUUCCCGUUACUUUUAGACGUCCUCAUAAAUCUAGGUAAAAUUUAUAAAAAACAUGCACAAAAGUACUAUUUCCUGUUCUCACUUCGUAGUAAGCUAACUCUUUUUAAAUUAACGGCUUAUAAGGUUUUUUAAUUCCCGAAUAAUUUUGAACCCGAACUGUCGUUACGCUGGCAUAUGGAGCUUCCAAACUAAAAAUUUCAUAUUUUACAUGUGUUAUUAGAAAAAAACAAUAAAGUGCUCACGGACUUCUACUGUCGAUCCGGACCAUAUUGUGCAUUUCAUACGUAGCAUUAAUAAACCGACACCUACGGUGCCACUUGAGUGAAAAUUUCAAGAUUUUCAAAAAUCCCAUAAUUACAAACGUUUUAAAACUGAGAGUAAAAAUUUGAAGAAAACUUAGUUUGCCACCAAAUGAAUGCCAUAGAACAAACUUUUGUUGCAUUUUUCAUAAAGUAUCUUUGAAUAUAUAAAGACGUCGAGAAUCAAAGGGAAAAACCCUGCUGUUUGAGUAGUUUUUUGUCGAGUGUGGUUUUUGCGCUCGCCGGACAUUAAGUGCAUUAGAAAGCUCGCGUACUGGCGUGACCGGUUAAUUUUAGGACUAUGCUAUAUGAUAGUCAGUAUCACAUCCCUAUCGAAGUAAUCCUUUAUAAUGCAAAGCACACUUAAGUAGUUCAGUUAAUUUUUUGUGAGAUAGGCAAAAUACUGUACGUCAAAUUUGUGGGUAAGCUUAGGGACAGUUUUCACAACAUUUGCUAGAAGCCGUUAAAUCUCAGCUUGCGCGCUUGCUUAUCAUCGUAAUCCCCCUUCAAGGUAAAAAACUUCAAGAUGACCUCGGUCACUACCAAACCUACGUAGCCAUCUACGCUAAAGCCGUCAGUUUUUGUACAUGCUUGGGAGUCAGUAAUAGAAAUUAUGUUGUUAUUCCUAUUUAGCACUAAGUUUACUGAUAUUGGAUACUCGGUGGACGAACGAUUACUCGCAAAUCUUUAAAAAACUUGCAAAUGACAUGGACUAAUUGGAAAAUAUUAGCUGCAACGUCAUUUUUAAACAGAGAUCACCGAGGUUUGGCCUUAAAUCUCCUGAAAUAUUAGGCCCUAUACAAGUAACUUGCGGACUGUCACGUUUUCGAACAAAAUUUAUAUAGCCUCAAACAUUUGACAAGUUAGUAAAUUUAGGAUUAAGAAUAACCUACUAUGUCCUAAAUAAAAACCUCUGCAGCUUGUACGACUUGCUUGUGACGCAAAGGAAGUUUCCAAAAUUACCUGGGCAAAAUAGGCUUUUUAGGAUGAAGUGGAAGAUAAGUCGUCAUCUCUUAAUUUUUAUGGUUGCGUUCUACAGUGGCAUACUGUUACCAAUAGAAUGUUUUCUAUAAAUGGAAAAUGAGUCCGCUGUUGCCUAAAAGAUGGUUCUUCCGGGUUUUCACAGGUGGCCUCACUGUGCGAAAACGGGCAAGAGCUGUCCUCAGGAAAUAUCAGUGAGGUAGCGAUAAUGAUAAUUGCUCUGGUUAAUUACUAUAUUUAGAGACGAUCCGGGUUUCCAAACAUUUUCAGUUUCGGGAUUUUGGGAGAUGAUACAAAUAUAACAUUAUCUGUGGUGUUUGUUGCAAGUGAUUAAUUUUGCACGGCCUGCAUCAUCGUCCUAGUUUUAUAAUUCGAGGAAAACCUCAGAACCCACUUAUAUUUAACAUUCAAAAACUUCUACAGAGAACCAGCAUGUGCAAUCAAGGACGAUUUUUGCUGCAAAUGCUCCCUUACUACAACCCAGCGUCUUCCGGGCGUCCAGAGGCAUUCUCAGCCUAAAUAAGACAAACAUGCACGUUUAGCAAUCAGGCGCUUUUUUGUAGAAUGAAUACCCCCUCUCCCUGGGUAAGUGCGUUCAAUACGGCGAAUACCGCGAACAUACUGCUGUACAAAUCAGCCCAGUGUGUACAGUUUUUGCUAAGCCGUGAGGCAACGUAAAUUAUUCAGACGCCCGCAGAACCGUGCCUGACAGUAUCUUCGUGUUUAGUCAGACCGCUUUAUCUGCUUUGUUCUCACACGAGAUUGGAGUAAAUGUUGCUGUCCCAUACAAAAAUUUCGCUUAAGGGUUACGCAGAAAGCUUUUUUGGAAUUGCUGACUGGUUUCCAGAAAAGAAAAACAUUCAUUUGCCUGCAUUAGCAACAUGUCAUAUAGAAUACACGUCCAGCCACAACAAAAGAAAAAAGGGCGGUUUUCCAAAGAAAUCCACAAACAACACUCUAGGUUAGGUGGAAAUGUACCACUUUUAGUUGGCCGAAUGCCGUCUAUGUGUGCCUGCGGUUCAAAACUGUUUAAAGCUAGAGGGUUUUACGUGACAUUUUCGAGAACCUCCCUUUGACUUGAUCAACACUCGGAUAAUGAAAGUUUGCUUGCUUCUCCAGUACCUCCGAAGAUGGUCUAUUUUUGUUGCUAUUGCUAGUUAAAAGGCAUCUUUUCCUACAGACUUUUCUUCGUCUGAUGAAGGAUUUCUGUGUUAAAAAAUAUACUCACUUUUUCCAGUUAAAUUCUAGAAAGAACGUUAACGUUUUUAGAUGGAACGAUAAUAGUGAAAAAUUAAUCAAUAAAUAUCCGGAAAAAUGCGACCACAACUCAAAUGGCCUCCAAAAAUCAGGCAUUUUACGAUGUUUAAUUCCAUGCGUAAAUGGAAAGUUUUGGCUUUUUGACUCCUACCAAAUACACUUAAGUUUUCACUCACAUCUUCUACUAAGUGAAAAGUCACCCAAAUAGACUAAGUAGACAAACCUGUUUAUUACUAAGCAUACAGUAAGUAAUCAAAAGCUACUUCACUGUGAAUCGCAAACCCAGUUCUCCAUAACAAUUUGCUUCAAAUAUUAUCGUAUCUCACUUUGAACCAACUAUGGAAAACUCGGUGCCUCGGUGGGAUUCGAACCCAAAACAGCAAGGGAAAGCUUUAGUGCAGCCAACGCUUUAACUAUCAGAGCUACGAGGUCCCACCGGACGACGCGAGUUUAAUUACCUUUGGGUCAAGUUUAACCGUCCACAGUGCAUUAUUUGAAAUCUGCCAAAACACCCCUGAAUUAUGUAAGCCGGCAGUCAUCUGGUGGAUUCUAAAUGUAUUAGCUAGACAAUCCUGUUUGGACAGUCAACUUACUGUAUCAGAUUUAGUGGAUUCCAGGCGUUGCAGUAGGUUGGGGAGACAAACUUGACCCAAAUAUGGUUAAACUCGCGUCGUCCGGUGGGGCCUCGUAGCUCAGAUUGUGAAGGCGCUGGCUGUACUAAAGCCUCCUCUUGCUGUGGUGGGUUCGAAUCUCACCGAGGCACCGAGUUUUUCACGAUGAGGUCAAAGUGGAUUAUUUGAAAUCUGCCAAAACACCCCUGAGUUAUCGUAUUUGUCCUAUCAAAAGAUGUUUUGGUAAGGAUCGGGUGAAGGCCCCCAGGCAUCUGUAGUGUACCAAGAAGAAGGUUCUUGAAUUGUGCUCACUUUUAUCAUCGCUCUUUCACAAAAAUGAACAAUGAAACUGUCGAAUGCAUUAGUGCCUCUUCUGAGUAUUAUUCAGUUCGCUGGCAUAAAAGAGGUGUCGCAAGAGCGUAAUGCUUUCUGUACGCUGAUUUACUAUAAGAAACUGUGCUCAGAAUUAAAACUCUGUUACGGAAGCUCCGCACUACAGAGGCAGUAUUUUCUUUGACUUUCAGCAUCAGCGACGAAGUCGUUUAACAGGGGACUGGGCAAUGACGAGAACCGAGUGCCUGAUAACGGCUCCAGCAUUCACCAGCUCACCUUUCGGGUGGCCCGCAUGCCACGGGACGAAAGACUCGUUGAGGGCAGUCUCCGUCUACCCUAUACAUUUAUCAGCGGAAAAACACAAGGCCUACCGACCAAUCCUCCCCCUUGGCCUCUUCCGGUGCGCGUUUCGGUGGGCCUGUUUGUGCCCGGCACCAACUCCCUCGACACCACCACCGCCGCAUGCAGAAUCGUCUUUGAACGCGAGGCUCAGGGACUGGGUGUGGCCACUGACGGCGAGGAGAGUGGCGUUCGUGGCUGGCUGAACAUCCCACUGCCUGGUGCGGCGCUGCAUCUCCUUCUGAGGGCCGGACAUUUACACCAGCGGUCUCUUACUUUGCGGGUGGAUAUACACAGAGACAAAGCCCCACUGGAAGACGUUCCCAGUACGGCCUAUGCAGAACACAGCCCAGACAGAUCACCACAUAUUAUAACCUUCCACAGGACCAAAAAAAAUAACCUUAAGAAGCGGCUACGACGGCGGCAAAGGGACGCGGGCUUUUCGGAAGGAGGAAGUGACUUCAAUCUUCCAAAGGUAUAA
This is a messenger RNA of Spirometra erinaceieuropaei, 14960 nucleotides long. The record is from the annotation of a GenBank genome assembly. Lineage: Eukaryota; Metazoa; Platyhelminthes; Cestoda; Diphyllobothriidea; Diphyllobothriidae.